Messenger RNA from Exophiala dermatitidis NIH/UT8656, 4959 nucleotides. RefSeq lists its product as uncharacterized. The transcript is spliced from 2 exons. The record is from RefSeq and is a predicted model, not a curated record. Lineage: Eukaryota; Fungi; Ascomycota; Eurotiomycetes; Chaetothyriales; Herpotrichiellaceae. Bases 826 to 2472 code for a protein of 548 amino acids.
CGUGGACGAGCCGUUGGGCGCCCGUGUGUUGCUCGCCACCAAAAACACCCCCAAACCCAUUCUCGAUCCACCGGUUCUAUCCAGAUCUCAAGGCUCCUCGACAUCGACCUCUCAUCGCCAUAACACUCGUUGCUAUCUCGCCAAUCAAUCAUGACCUGCCCUCGCGGUCCAUUCAAGUGCCUCCCCACCUCGUCGGUCGAGUUCGGGGCCUGUCUUCUGCGCUCUCCAGCACCCCAGGCCCUCUUCCCGAUGGGCUAGUCGUGGCUGAUCGUCAUACAUACAAACUACACAGUAGCGGAAGUGUGGUACCAGCACCGUGCAACACCCAACUCAAUCCUCUCUACAAAGUGUAGACGUCGUUGAUUGACUUUUUUCUUUUCGCUUGCGGGCGCGCCAUAUUUGGUUCAAGUUCAGUUCUUGCGAAGAUUUGGUGCUCAUUGACCUCAGCUGCCAGCCCUGGAGUGCAUUCUUGUAUCUCGUCUCAGCUCGACGAUAAGAUUCCUAUUCGACUUUCGCCUGAUUCGAUUCUCCCCGAUACUAUUGUUGAUCGUGUGCGCAUUUAUAACAAACAGACACGGCCGAUCCAUCCUAGACCUAACCUACCUCGAUCGUUUGUUCCACGAAACAACGAGUCGAAUUUGAGUCUUAUUACGGCCACCGUUGGAGCAUCGCACGGACAAGAGUGGGAUGAAUGUAUCUGACCGGCAGAUGGAUCCUGUUAUCACCCAGCCUUGACUGGUGCCCUGGCAAACGAAAAGGCAGGGCCCGGCAGGUACACCACCACCACACUCGGGCCUUGAGGGAAACAAUCAAGCAACCGCUCAAAUGAGCGUUGAUGAACAGGAUAAGCCGUCGACGACACCGGCAAGCGGCUCAGAAAAAUCCCCGGAGGUGGAAGCGGAGGUGGAGGUAGAUGCACGCUCCAUCGUCCGGCUGUUUCAAUGUUCACAAUGCUCGUAUCCUCUGAGAGAGGCCAUGACGCUACCAUGCGGCAAUACACUGUGCAAGCCUUGUCUUCCGCCGAUAUACAGGCGUGGCAAUAUCACCUAUCCUCCGGUUGAAGGACGAGAGAAUGGCUUUCUCUGUCCGUUUCCGGACUGUGGCGUGGAACAUUCGGUCGGCGAUUGUGGAAUGGAUGUCAUGGUCAACAAGAUUGUGCAGCUGGGCAAAGCGCAGGUCUUCAGUCGCAAGUCCGAGACAUCGCAAACUCGUCUCCUGUUGGAGGAGAAACUCGACAUGGCCAAGAUUGUCGAUAGCGGUAUGGACAUCAUGCCUCGGUCCCGUGUGCUGCACGGCGGACGGCUGGACACCACGUUUGCCCUGGCAGACAUGGGCGAACUGGACUACACCUCCGACGUCGUGUACACGCCGCUGGAUGUGGACCCCUCAGCUAGUUCCACUCGUGCCCAUGACUUGGCUAUUCUAGAGAGCCUUCGGGAACUAACGCGGCCGGAGCUGGAGUGUCAGGUCUGUUAUCAAAUGAUGCUGGACCCGGUCACGACGUCCUGUGGGCACACAUUCUGCCGGAAAUGCUUCGGUCGAGCCAUGGACCAUUCCAGCUAUUGUCCAACGUGCCGUCGAAGACUGCCUCGCCUGCCGGCAACUCUUUCCAUGGCCAGCAACAAGUUGCUGAAUGAUCUGUCGCGGAUCCUGUUGCCUGACCAGUUGGCCGCCCGGCAAGCCAUCCACGACGAAGAGGAACGCAUCGACGAGCAAAACCGGUUGCCUCUUUUCCCCUGCACGCUGGCGUUCCCUCAGAUGCUUACUUUCCUGCAUAUCUUCGAGCCCCGCUAUCGACUGAUGGUUCGACGAGUCAUGGACAGCGGCUCUCGCAAGUUCGGCAUGUUGGUUCCCAGAGGGCAAUCUUUCUCGGUUCCCGAUGGCACGGGCACCCCUCGGUUCCACCCGUUCGGGACGGUCCUGUACAUUGAACGCAUGGAAUUGCUGCCUGACGGCCGCAGCCUGAUUGAAACCAGGGGCUUGUACAAAUUCCGAGUGCUCGAGACCGACGUCUAUGAUGGGUAUCUGGUUGGAAAGGUACAACGUGUGGACGACAUACACAUACGAGAAGAAGAGAUGAAAGAAGCCGAGGAGACUUCUCGAGAAGCUGUUCCCGGCGAGUCCGAGGCCGGGCGGAUCCAACGCAUGUCCACACAAGCUCUUCUCGAGUAUGGAUUAGCCUUCGUGGAGAGGGCUCGGUCCCGGUCGGCGCGGUGGCUACAUCAGCGUGUCUUGGCCGCUUAUGGCGAACCGUCGACCGAUCCGGCCGUGUUUCCUUACUGGUUUGCCAGCGUCUUACCAAUUGCCGAAGGAGAAAAGUAUCAGCUUUUGCCGGCCACGAGCGUACGAGAGCGAUUGAAGAUUACGGCGUUAUGGGUGGAAAGAUUGGAACGGACAAGAUGUGAGCAAGAAUCACGGCAAGAACAACUGCAGCAGCAACAUCAACAAGAACGGCGGUUCCGGAGAUGGUAGUCGAAAGAUACGAUCACGGAAAUGACAGAAGGCGACUUCUGAUUCGGGCUUGUAAUCAGCUUUCCGGCAAUGCUUGGCUCUUUCUGGAGAUACAUAUAAUUCACCCGGUCGACUACAAUUUUGAGGGCUGAGACGGGCGAUUAGCCGAUAGCGACAAACCCCUAGGAAGACGGAUAGACAUACUUGUGUGUCCACAAGUUAUCUGCAAUAUAGUUGCAAUGUUGUCUGCCAAAAGAAAACAAAACAGAACAAAAGACUAACUUUUUCCCGUCCCAUCUCUCCACAGGCAGCAAUCGUCCGCGUCCGCAUCGUCCUGUAUUGUCUUAUGACUAGCCGACCUGGGCAUCCUGGCGGCCGGGGUGUUACUGAUGGUCUUGGUGCCGUGCAUCUAUGCGGCGUUCCUCAACAAACUCUGGAUUAGACAUGUCGUGGUUGUCGUCAUCAGCGAAGGCGAGCGGUGGUUGGAUUUGGUCGUUUUUGCCACGGGGGCGUUGGUGGUCUUGUGUUCUUUGGUACUGGUGCUUUUGAGGGUUGUGAUUCCCCUGUUGAUUAUUUUGGCGCCUGAAGACGCGAGGCGGAGGUUGUUGAUGGAUUGGUAGGACAAACUUACUCCGAGUAGUAUUGAAUUGAUGGUGGUGCUGGUGGUGGAGACUCGGAGGAUAGAGCAGCGAAACGAAACAUUGGGUUCAAGUUGUUGAGACGCGCACUGCAAGCCAGGGGCUGCAUUCAAGUUGUAUGAGAUUGGAGGGAACAGAGAAGAGCCUUGACGAGAAAGUACUAAUAGAUGCCAAUUUACAAUACUAGUACCCAGAGUUCAGUUCGGUACAGUAAGUGGGCGGCUCGGAUCGCCUGGUCUCUCGGUCGCGACAAUGAAUUCCCUUUCUCUUCACAUAUCGGUUCCCUCGGCCAGCACCUUUUAAGGCUCCCGUGUGGGCGCAUCUCUGGUCCUAAUCCGUCACCUGGGUCGGCAUCUGCGGCAUUCUGUACCUUGUAUCUUCGACCGUCUUCAACUCCUUCAUCUCGGGCGGCCUCAUUUUCCAGCAACUGACCUAUUCUGUGCCCAUCCUACUUCUACUCGUCAAACCCCGUCCGAGGUUCCCACACGGUUCCUUCUGGCUUCCAAGACUGAGCCCGGUGGCUAAUGUGAUUAUCGUUGCCUGGAUUGCGUUGACACUCGCCUUCUACAGCUUUCCUCACUACCUCCCGGUCGAGGCUAGCCAGAUGAACUAUGUUGCCGUCGUGGUCGGGCUGGUAUUUCUGUAUGCGGAUGGAUUUUGGAUCUUCUAAGCACGGAAAUACUACGUCCUGGUGGAACCUGAAUGUUGUACUGCAUUGAUAGCGAAUUUGAGCCACGUUGAAAUGCGCAAGGCAAGUCCAAAAGGUCUGAUCAGGCUUGCUCACUACUCUAAGCGUACGUUAAACAUCGAUCGUACACCCUUUGAAUGCUUGGGGGUGCCGUUGCCGUUGCCAGAUGCACAUAUUCGCAAGAUGGAAAGAGCCUCCCAGCAAUGGAAGGAGCAGCACCGCGAGUUAUCUCCUACUUAGCUACUCGCAUCUUCUCACUUCGUCUUUUCCUCUCCUCCAAGACUGCGUUCUGGGCUCGCAGCAAUGGCUUCCACUCACCUGUGGCCAGCAGGGGGCAUCAUUGCCACACUUUUCUCUCCCUUUGGGCCAGCUAUGGGCGCCAGGCUGGUCAGGUGGGUGCGGUGGAUUUUUGGGGAUGAGGGCACGCCUCCUGGGCAGCGGGAGGUGGUGCCAGAGGUAAGUCUGGAUUCUGCCUCUGUUAAUAGGAUUCGUGAUGCCGUCCGUGAUGGUAUUCAGGGAGGUCAGGAGACCGAGGGUAGAAUUGCCCAACUGACCGAGGACGUGAGCAGACAGCGUGUGCAGAUUCAACAUCUGACAGCUGAAAACGAGCGUCUUCGGAAUGAAGUUCGGACUCUUCAAGCCAGCACCUAUACCAUCACGGGCACCAUCACGCGUCAUGUUGGCUAACUGUGGUGUAGGCCCACCACUGGGGGAUACCAGUGGCGGUCGGGAUUCAACUCUCGGCCGCACCAGCGCCGGGCUUGCACUUCUGCGCAGUGCUGGUGACGAGUAGCUCUCCCAAGAGUGAAACCAAGACAAGCCCACCCACGAUCCCUCAUCAUGACAAAGCUAAGUGUGAUACCCCGAAGCACGGUACAGAUAUUCACCCACUUUCAUACAGACGAACAGCAGAGAUACCAGCCUGAAUCUCAAUCGCUCAUGGCAUUCGACAUCCUCCUCCUCUUAUUCCUCCUUUGUCUUCGAUAUCAGGAGAUGGCGUAUGAAGGCAACUGGAAUUGGCCACAGAAAAGCUAGGAAUUGGGUCAAUCAGUGGUCCAUUCAAGGAACCGGUGAAGCGGGUGAGGUCAAUGCUUCAAACGACCAGGACUGGUGCAGGAUCAUCAUGGCGGGAUUGAAGAGUAUAUAGCCGUAGGUAGGCAGAUAUAAUUGACAUUGACACAG